Messenger RNA from Microthlaspi erraticum, 459 nucleotides. Lineage: Eukaryota; Viridiplantae; Streptophyta; Magnoliopsida; Brassicales; Brassicaceae. The record is from the annotation of a GenBank genome assembly.
AUGCAACUUCCCUUUAAAGCUGGGAUGAGCGACCAUGUGAAUUUAUCUUGUGUUAGAGAAGAGAAGCUUGCAGUUUCAUUACAGCGCCUCAGAUCUAUGCAUUUUGUGAUUGAGAUAUGGAUUACUACUAAGAUUGAGACCGGAAAGUUGUCGUGGAGCAAGUUCUUGACACUGGAUAUGAGACUAGAAUCCGAUAUCCUUGCGAUGUUCAGGAAUUUCUUCAUCGAGGAGGAGAAGAAAGUCGUCAUGAGUAUUUUUAAAAAGCGGGGAGACAAUACUCGCAACAGAGUUAACUUUAGUGGGGAGGAUAAGUACUUGAGAAGAUUUGAUCUUGGAUCACCUUCAGUCACAUGGUGUCGGGCAAGUGUGUGCUCUUAUGUUCCAAGUUUAACGCAAGUCAAGCAACAAAGCACUUUGGUCGAUAUGAAACAAAGCAGCCAAUCAAGAAAAAGCAAGUGA